This is a messenger RNA of Cuscuta campestris, 3021 nucleotides long. The record is from the annotation of a GenBank genome assembly. Lineage: Eukaryota; Viridiplantae; Streptophyta; Magnoliopsida; Solanales; Convolvulaceae.
CUCAGACCGCCCAUGUAACCCUACCGGUCCGUUGGGUCGCGGGUGAACCGGGUCCACGGAAGGCGGGUGUUACAAUUUGGUAUCAGAGAAGUUUGGUUCUUGUGAAAAAAAACAAACAUAUUCUGUCAUCUUGGUCAAAAGGUAUUUUUCAAAAAAAAAAGUCCACAGCCGCAUCUCCCAUCACAUCACUUCCAGGGAAAGGUACACCGUUAUUUUAUUCACAUGUAUGUCAUAUUAUAGUUAGUUCUGAUUUAAGCUAUUCCUAUAGAGAAUGAGUCAAGCAGCGGGCAACGAUGGACAGGCUGUCCCAGAGGGGGAGCCUGAUCACGUGAGCGUGCACACGGAGGCGUCAAGCUUCACCCCACAGCAGGCCCCAGAGCAAGCAACCCCGGGCGCGGGCCCUGUUCUAAAAGCUUCCCUUAUCAUUCAGCCGCAGUUCGCGGCCAACUUCAUGAAUUUCCUCCAGCAGAUGGACUCUGCCUAUGACUCGUGGAAACGCGUGGGAGCAGACGUCCCCGAGCCCGUGCCGUGGGCCAUAUUUGAGCAACUGUUCUAUGACGAGUACAUUCCAGAGCACUUCGUCGAGGCGAAGCGAGAGGAGUUUCUGAAGUUCACCCAGGGUGAACUCACUCUACCCGAGUAUCGUCAGAAGUUUGACGAGCUCGCUGGGUUUGGGCAGGACCUCAUCCCGACCAUGAAGAAGCGAUGCAAACGCUUCGUGGAGGGCUUACGUCCUGACCUUUCAGGUCAUCUAAUCAUAGCUCGUUGGGGUGACAUCAACGCGUUGUACAAAAAUGCCUUGGACUUGAAUGCGGCCCUCAUUAAGAAGGCCGAGUACGAGCAGUCGCAGGAGAGGUCAGCAGCACCAUCUCGUCUUCCUCCGUCUCAGAAGGCAGGGGCCAGCAGCAAAAGGUCGAUCGCAACACCUAGCACCUCUCACCAGAGCAAGAAGGUGAAGUCAGCCCCAACUCAGUCAUCUGCGUUCGUCCAGAAGAAGGGCAAAAGCGGAGAUGGGUAUCGCUACCCGAUCUGCAACCUUUGUGGACGCAGGCAUCCGGGAGAGUGUUGGUUUACUCAGGGCCUAUGCCUUGAGUGUGGCCAGGCUGGGCAUUUCCGCAAGGAGUGUCCGAAGAAUCCGGCAUUAAUUGAUCCGGGUUCUACUUUAUCAUAUGUUUGUAUGCCUAUUCCCGUUAUGCCUAACAUCCCGAGGGAAGACUUGGAUAAUCCGGUAAUCGUGUCUAACCCAUUGGGACACAGCCUACGAAUCACCCGUGUGUAUCACGACUGUCCAUUAGUGGUCCAGGGAAAGACCUUCCCUGCAAAUCUCAUUGAGCUUCCACAUCGUGAGUUUGAUGUUAUUCUAGGCAUGGAUUGGCUCACUACCAACCAAUCCGUUGUUGAUUGUGGAGCGCAUACUGUUCGGUUGAGAGCCGAAGACGGUAGCGACAUUCUGAUCUGUGGUGAGCUUCUUCCGAAAGCUCUAGAAUUUAUUUCCUACAUUCAUGCUCACCGACUCAUUCGCAAGAAGUGUGAAGCAUUCUUGUGCACAGUGUGUGACGCUCGUUUGGAGGCACCUAGUAGGGGGGACAUCCCUACGCCUACAUUACGUCAGCAGAUAGCAUCGGCUCAGAGCGGCGACGAAUUUUGUGUCCAGACCAUUGAGCUCGUCUCUCGGGGCGAGAAGCCAAAUUUCACAGUUCAAGAUGAUAUAGAGGACAUAGAGUGUCAACUUGCUGGUCCGAUGAAUGAUGAUAUGCUCACACUUCAAAACACUCAUCGAUCCAGUCGUGUUUGGUCUGAUCCGGCUUUCGCAGACAAAAAAGUAUCAUGGGCCGACCGGGUUAUAAAACCUGAAAGGGUUCAUCCGGAGCCCACUCCCGAGCUUGAGGAUGCCUGCGAGAAACUUCUCAAGGGUGAUCUUGUGACCGGGAAGCCAUACGCCUACGGAGGCUGGGUGUACCGGUUACCCAACCUAGAUGGGGACAUGAACUUCACCCGGUUCGUCAACCUUGAUGAGGAUGAUGAUGAAGUCCUCCAUGGCGACCAGCCUCUUUUCUCCGAGCCCCCUUCCUCUCCCCACAUGCCUGAAAAGGAAGGGGCUACCUCUGCCCGGUAUACCCCUCUCGAUGAGCUUAUCCGGGAUAAGAAGGUUGGAGUUAUAUCUGAAGAAGUUGGUCGGUCCCUCCUUGAGCCAAAGGACCAGGUUUCCCAGCUGAACCUUCUGCUCGACUCGGCCAAGUCAGAGAUAAAUGACCUGGUCGAGAGGGAGAGACGACUGGAAGUAGAGCUGAGGGCUGAGAAGGCCAAGCUUGAGGAGGAAAGAGCCCUGCUGGAGGAAGAGAGGGCCAGGUCUGCCCGGUUGGAGGAGGAAGGGAAGAGGAAGGUCGCCGAGUUGGAGGAGGCGUUGGUCCAAGUUGAAGAAUCUGCCCGGGUCAAGGAAGAGUCUUUUCCUGAUGAUGCGGCGAAUUGGGCCGCCUGCCACCACACUGAAGUUUCCCGGUCCAUUCUCACCAAGCUGGAGGAUACCAUGGACUUUUUGAAAGUCAUGUACAAGGAACCGGAAGGGAAGAGGAUGAUAACUGAGAUUGGUUCAUACGGUUUCUAGUGUGGUCAGAAGGAAGAGAGGUCCCUUGUCUAUGCCAGGCUCCAAAAGAGGGAUCCCUCAUUUGACCCAGCCAAGAUGAAACUCCCAACUUUAUACAAGGAAGAGCCAGCUCCCCCCUUUCUCCUAGAGUAGGUUAGGGUAUGUUUUUCAAAAAACUUUGAAUUUCCCAAGGCCUAGGGGAUGUCUGGCAUAAUUUGACUUGUGUAAUAUUAACAUUUUUCUUGGUAUGCCUUUAAAUUUUACCGGUCAUAUUAACUUCAAGUUGCAUGGUUGGACUUCUUUUCUCGCAUGGUUAUCGUUUCUUGCAUGAUUGCUUUUCUUGCCCCGUCUCUUUUUUGAAGUUGCCUGGUUAUACUCGCUUUUUCUUGAAUGCCUUCAAUUUAACUUCCAAGUCAAAAGAAAUAGCCGGUCUUAUA